This is a messenger RNA of Solanum verrucosum, 479 nucleotides long. RefSeq lists its product as uncharacterized. The annotation marks the transcript as partial. NCBI's taxonomy places the organism in Eukaryota, Viridiplantae, Streptophyta, Magnoliopsida, Solanales, Solanaceae. The transcript has a single exon. The record is from RefSeq and is a predicted model, not a curated record.
CAAAAAAACACAAAUUUUGUGUCCAAAAAAUUACUAAUAAGUUUUGAUACUUCUGUUAUUAGCAGAGAAAUGGAGCAGAAACAAGGCAAAAUCAACAAUAAUUUGGAAGAUGGAGUUGUUAUAAUUCAUAGCCAAGUUCGAAAAAUAAGACAAGAAAUGGAGAAAAUUAAGUAUCCAGCUUUAACGCAACCGGAGAUCACCGGAAAACAGCAGCAGCAACGAUCGAGAUCGCCGCUUGGAUUAGCUCAUAGGCCUAUUUCUGUUGGAAGUUAAUCUACUUUUAGUUAGCGCUAAAUCGAAGGUCGUGAUGAGAUGGUUAGGAUUCAUCCACCUUUAAUCAGAAGACUCGAGUCUCGAGAAGUUUUUCAUAGUAGUUUUUUUCUUCUUCUAUAGAUUUGUAUAUAUAUAGAGAUGCAGGUCCCCUGUUUCUUUGGAUUAUUUUACUCUGUUUUCAGAUUUUGCAGUAAUAGAUUGUGUUU